UCCCACCUCUCUCCUCUCUCAAUUACUAAUCAGUACUUUUUACCUUUUCUGCUUUCUAUUGAACUUCUCUCAGAUCCUUCUUCACUCUUCAGUGUUUCAUCUCUCCUACCAAAAAGACUCAUACCCUUCUUCAAUUUCUUGCCUUUAAUUCUUCUCUCUUAGUCCUCACCAUUUUAUGAUUUCUGGGUGGUAUCAAGAAUGAGUUCUUGAAAAAAAGCAAAUGGGUUUUUAGAUAAACUCGUUUUGCUUUCUCUCUUCCCUUCUCCGAUCUGGGUUUUGGUUUUAGUUUCAAUACCCAAGUAGCAAAAAACUAGAAAUUAGGGUUUUUAAGGUUUACAUUCUUGGUGAAUUGUGUUUAAAGGAAGAAACUUUAGUGGAGGAAUAGUAAUUCAGACAUGAUUCAGUUACUGUUUCUGGUUCUGUUUGCGGAAGGUGCGAUUGCGUUCUUACUGUUGGUAAAGAUUGGUCCUUUGAGGGAGCUUGUGAUUAAAAGCCUUGACCAGAUGAAGAUGGGUAAAGGUCCUGCCACUGUGAAAACUAUAGCUGGAACUAUGUCUGUUAUUCUCUUCUCUAAUCUCAUGAACAUAGUCAAGAUCCAGAACAAAGGUGCAAAGCUUGGGACUAUGUCUCCUAUGGAUCAGGUUCUUUGGAGAACACACUUGCUUGAAGCUUCUUUGUUGGGAGUCGUAUUAUUUCUCGGCUUCAUAAUUGACAGAAUGCAUCAUUACCUCAGCAAGCUAAUCAAUCUAAGAAGCAAUGCUGGGUCAUCGAAAGAAGAACUUGAACAGCUCGAGAAAGAAAGAACCGAACUGAAGGAGAAAGACGAGAAAGCAUCAAAGGAAAUCAAGAAGCUGCAAGAAAAUUUGUCAUCUAUUUUAGAGAAACUUAAGAAAGCAGAGGCUGAGUCGAAAGAGAAAGAUAAGAAACUCGAAACCGCUGAAACCCAUGUCGAGGCACUCCAGAAACAGUCUGCAGAGCUGCUUCUAGAGUAUGAUAGAUUGCUAGAAGAUAACCAACAUCUCCAAAGCCAAAUCUUGGGGAAAACAUAGAGCUGAUGUUAAGAUUGUAUGUUGUCAUUUAACAGUGAUGAUUGGUGAAGAAGAAGUGAGUUUAUGGAGAGUAUUGCAGUUGCAUGAAUUCUUGCAACAUUUUUGCUUUUUAGGAUAUUGAAAUGUCUUUUAAAACGGGUUCUUGUUUCUUCUUAACUCUUUGGUAUGUUUUGUCGACAAUUACAUCAAAAUUCAUGUUGAGUA
This is a messenger RNA of Capsella rubella, 1253 nucleotides long. RefSeq names its product B-cell receptor-associated protein 31. The record is from RefSeq and is a predicted model, not a curated record. Bases 396 to 1049 code for a protein of 217 amino acids. Gene Ontology annotation, cellular component: endoplasmic reticulum membrane; endoplasmic reticulum. NCBI's taxonomy places the organism in Eukaryota, Viridiplantae, Streptophyta, Magnoliopsida, Brassicales, Brassicaceae. The transcript has 2 exons. Gene Ontology annotation, biological process: intracellular protein transport; endoplasmic reticulum to Golgi vesicle-mediated transport.